AUGACCUUCAAAUCAACGGCACUCACCCUGUCUAUGCAUGCGCCGACCACGGUCACAACACCGCUGAUGCGCUUGCGAUGGCUCUGCGUGCGAAAACACAACACAAAACACACCACUAAACACAGGGUAGGCGGGGAGCUGACUUUUACUACAAAUAUCGAGGGACUCUUACCGUGGGCCAAGGCGCGAGUGACCGAGGCAACUUCAAGGGCAGCGACGAGGGCCCUGUGGAUAGCGGCGAUGAAGGCGACGAGUGCUAAAUCGAGCGAGUGCGAUGUCGAUGCGAUGCGAUAUGAGCGAGAUCUCCGUGCGAGGUUGAGCUCUGAACAGAGGGGUGUUCGAAACUGGCAGAUAUUUAUAUCCGUGCGGUCGAUGCUUGCGAGGCGUAUGGCGAGAGCUUGGCGAGGUCUUUGCGGGUGUAGCAGGCUCGAGGUCGUCGUGCGAUACGCGUGGGGGCUGAGUGAGAUGAUGCGAGGCGAUGACUGGGGGGGGUUGGGCAUCGGAGGGAUCGCUCUGGGUGGCGGGGCCACCCGGCGGUCUCUGGGGUAUCUCCUGAGAACUGCGAAAAACGGGGUCCCGGCGCUUAGAGGGGUGGCGCGCUCAUCACCGCGGACAACAAAGCAGACUACGCUUGUGGAUGCUGCACUGCCGCAGAAGGAGGCUGUUGCAAUCGCUGAGAAAAUGACACCGGUACUUUUAGAUAUUAUAUCCUCAAAUAAGAAUCCCCACGCACUGCAGCCAGUGAUGACAGAUCCUUUACCUGCCCUGCCUGCAACAGAUCUCGAGGUGAUUGUUCCACAUCCUAUUAUGGCAAGCUCAACUGAGGCUGGGCCUGUGGAGGUACCAGCACCAGCUUCUAAAAAGAUUAUUGAAGUCGCCAAUCCAUUUUCUGUUGAGGUCAUGAACCAAGUGGUCGUACACUCGCCUGCUAGUGCCAGAGCAAACACCGCUCCGGAACCCUCUGAUCAAACAACACAACACUUACCGAUGAGAAAAUGCUCAAAGGUACUAGCUAAGGACAAGUAUAAGGCCACUGUCAUCAGUACUCAGCUCAAGCUAAAUCACAGCCUCAAAGUGCUUUUGGGUUGGUUCUCGACAAACAGGAGCUACGGGAUGAUUGUUCCAAACAACACACCACAAAGCACACCUCAAGAUGUGGAGGUGGAGAAAGCACAAGGGAUGGACACGCGUGAGCUGAUGGCGGCGGUGGUGAUGGGGAGCAGCAGCAGCAGCGGGCAACAGUGGCGAGGAGCAGGAGCAGGAGCAGGAGCAGGAGCAGGAGCAGGAGCAGGAGCAGGAGCAGGAGCAGGAGCAGGAGCAGGAGCAGGAGUGGAGGCAGCGGCGGGCAGCAGCAUCAAGGAGUGGGAGCAGCAGUGGAGAGUGGGCAGCGCAUGGUGGCGACGGGAGCGGGAGCAGCGGCGGAAAUCGGGCAGUGGCAAUGAGAGCGGGAGCAGUGGUAGAGGGUGGGCAGCAGCCAGCAGGAGUGAAGGCAGCGGAGAGUGGGUAGUGGGCAGCGGUGACAGGAGCAGGGGAAGCAUUAUUGAGGAGCAGGAGCAGCAGUGGAGAGUGGCCAGCGGGCGGCAGUGGCAGGAGCCAGAGCGGCGGAAAAUGGUGGGCAACAGUGGCGAGGAGCAGGAGCAGGAGUGGGCAGCGGCAUUGAGGAGUGGGAGCAGCAGUGGGGAGUGGGCAGCGCGCGGCGGCUGCAGGAGCGGGACAGCGGCAGAACAUGAGCAGCGGCAAUGGGAGCGGGAGCAGCGAUGGAUUAGCAGCGGAGAGUGGGCAGUAGGGCGCGGCGGGAGCAGGAGCAGCAGUGGGAGCGGGCACAGCGGCGGGAGCAGGUGCAGCAGGAUGCUCGGACAGAGAAGGACUGGCCAAUCUCAUCUGCCUGCAUCCAUUCCCAUUGCUACACAAUUGUUCGCUCCCAGUCACAAUAUAUGUGCAUUCGUUGAUAAUGGCUGGCAUUUGACCGGAAUAACAGUCAAAAUUAUCACUUACUCCUAUUGA
Heterobasidion irregulare TC 32-1 is the source of this 2004-nucleotide messenger RNA. RefSeq lists its product as uncharacterized. The transcript has 12 exons. The record is from RefSeq and is a predicted model, not a curated record. Bases 1 to 2004 code for a protein of 667 amino acids. Lineage: Eukaryota; Fungi; Basidiomycota; Agaricomycetes; Russulales; Bondarzewiaceae.